AUGGCCGUCUUUGAGGGCCGCGUGGCGUGCCGCUUUGCGCAGCCCCUCCCCGCGGACAGCAGGGGGACCUUCGAUCGCAAAGCCGUGAGCGGCAACGUCUGGGUUGGCCGCCUCGGCCUCGAGAACUCCAACAGCUUCGCCAAUUCCGGAAGGUUUGAGACUUCCGGAGGCCACAAGAAGGACAAAGGGGACCGCGCUGUGCUGUUGCAGUGCCAGGGGAAUCUGGAUGCAAUACAAGAAGCAGGACUGAAGCUGCAAGCGCCCUUGGAUUUGAAGCCAAGCUGCUUCGGCGAGAACAUCUUUGUGGAAAGCAGCAGCUUCCGGGCGGAGUCCAUCUGCGUGGGAGAUGAGUUCCAGUGCUGGCGCCAAGGCCAGCCGCAGCCCUUGAGGUUCCAGGUGGCCAGCCCCCGCUGCCCCUGCUCCAAAGUGGACAUGCGACUGGGCCGGACCUUCUCUGAGCAGGGCGUACGCUUCCACUGCGCCCAGACGGGCCGGGCUGGCUGCUUCUUGCGGGUCCUGGAGGAGGGGGAUCUCUGCGAUGGGGACCUCUUGAGGCUGUCCAAACGGCCUAACCCCUCCUGGACGGUGGCGAGGGUCAGUGGCCUGCUCUAUGGCCACGAUGAGGCGGCCAAGCACUACCUCCAGCGCAGCAAGCUGGCGGUGGCCGACUUCGACACGCCAACUGUCCGGAGGGAGGAAUUUAUGGGCACCCAGGAGGAGCUCGAGGAGCUCGCGGCACUCCCAGAGCUCGCCACUUUUGAGUGGAAGGAGCACCUCGUCCGAAUGCUCGGCAGGCACAUCGGCCGGUACCGGAAAAGGCGGAUGUCAGUGGCACCAGUGGCGGUCCUCGGCCUGGCAGUCCUUUUGGGUCUCUUCGCUUUGUCCAGACGGAAAUCCAAGCAAUAG
Messenger RNA from Effrenium voratum, 906 nucleotides. Lineage: Eukaryota; Dinophyceae; Suessiales; Symbiodiniaceae. The record is from the annotation of a GenBank genome assembly.